AUGCAAUUUCUUUCCAAGCAUAAUGAACAAGUUAGGAAGGUUGUAUUUGAGAAUGCUCCCAAGAAUCUUAAGUAUACUUCUUCCGAUAUUCAAAAAGAUCUUGUUCGUGCUUGUGCCAUUGAUACUAUAGAUGCAAUCUUUAAAGAUAUGGAAGGAGAAGCAAUUGAAAAGUUUUUGGGUGUUCAACAUGUUUCCUCUACAACUAGUAGCUCGCUUGAAGAGGCCAUUGAGAGAUUGUUAGCUACAACAAAUUUGAGUAUGUCCAAGUUACAAGAACAAGGCUAUGAUGGAGCUAGUAAUAUGAGAGCUCUUGUAUUUGUGGCAAAGGAAAAUGAAGAUGUUGCCAAUUUCUUCAUCAAUGCUAGUAGUUUGGUGAAUCUUAUUGGAUUAUCGUAUAAGCGUCGUGAUGCAUUUAGAGAGAAACAACAAGAACAAAUUCAGAAAGCUCUUGAUCUUGGUAAUCUUGAAACCGCCGUGGUGGAGGUGGUUGAGUGGAUAAAAAGUCAUUGCAACCAAGAUAAUCUCGGUAAAGCAACUAGGUUAUUCAAAGACAUACAAACUUUUGAUUUUACAUUUCACCUUUUCUUGAUGACACUUAUAUUGGGAAUUACAAAUGAGUUAUCACAAGCAUUGCAAAAGAAAGAUCAAGAUAUUGUGAAUGUGAUGACGUUAAUGGAGUAUGCAAGCAAAGACUACAAUCUUUGA
This is a messenger RNA of Pyrus x bretschneideri (Chinese white pear), 705 nucleotides long. RefSeq lists its product as uncharacterized. NCBI's taxonomy places the organism in Eukaryota, Viridiplantae, Streptophyta, Magnoliopsida, Rosales, Rosaceae. The transcript has 4 exons. The record is from RefSeq and is a predicted model, not a curated record. Bases 1 to 705 code for a protein of 234 amino acids.